Molecule: messenger RNA, 540 nt
Organism: Labeo rohita (rohu)
Lineage: Eukaryota; Metazoa; Chordata; Actinopteri; Cypriniformes; Cyprinidae
Gene: sid1
Product: secreted immunoglobulin domain 1
Exons: 2
Coding region: 75-470 (131 amino acids)
Source: RefSeq, a predicted model, not a curated record
CCUACAGGAAGCAGCUUCAUACAGACAGCCAAACUUCAACAGCUCUCACUCAAGUUCAUUUUAGACAUAAAAGAAUGGAUUUUCACAUAAGCUGCAACGUAAAGCUGUUCACACUCCUGUAUCUCGCACUGCAGUGUUUUUUAUGGAAGUCGUCAUUGACUGUCUCUGUGCAGCAGGGGCAAAACGUCACGCUGAGCUGCCCGCUUAUACCCAACAGCAGUUAUGGGGUUUUGAGCUGGUAUAAACAGACUUCAUGGCACGGGCCACGGCUGAUCCUCUCCUACAAUAUCACCAACACCUCACUGGUGCGCUACGGCGCGGGACUGGAUCACAGCAGAUAUGCCGUCUUUACCAGCGAAGGGUUAAACACCUGUCACCUCCUACAAAUCAUCAAAACUUUAAGAAAUGACACUGGCACUUACUAUUGCGGGUUUUCGGACAAAAACCAAACGAAAAUGCUCGACAAGUGAAUGCAAAUGCUGUAUUAUAGAUUAUGUUUUAGAUAUUCUACUGAUCUUAAAUGCAUCCUUGUGCAAACUU